ACGGUAUCCAACUCUAACAAGAAAACAAAAAGUGUAUUCAGUUUUCAGUAGAAACUUAAGUGGUUUCAAUUGUUUACCACGUAAACCAAGAAUACAUCAAGUGCCCUUGGUUGUUAAUAGAAAUUUUAGCCUUAAGCGCUGGUUCUCCAUUUAUCACAUCUGCUUGGUCUGUCAAUUGUUACACUAAAAAAAAACAAGUGAUUGCUUUAAGCACUUUCUAGCACAAUGAAAGCCAAAGCCAUGGGAGCUUUGAGCCCUUUGGAUCCAUCAUCGUAUUCUAGACCAGAAUUCGCUGUAAUUAAGCAUAUUAAUCUGACAUAUGAUGUGGACUUCCAGAAUAAAAUAUUAUAUGGAAAUGCUUUGUAUAAUAUCAAAGUUUUGGACUAUCUCGAUGAUUUGAUAUUCGACACAAGCGAUUUGAGCAUAGAGUCAUUGGAACUAGAUGAUGGUACACCGCUUGCGUAUAAGUUAGAUGAGCCUGUACAAAAUUUGGGAUCCAAACUGACAAUAACACUGCCACUCGCUGUUACGCCAGAGAAAGAGCUGGCGAUAAGGAUCAAAUUCUCUUCUGCGCCCACAGCUACCGGCUUGCAAUGGUUGGAACCGAACCAGACCGCCGGAAAGGAACACCCGUAUUUGUUUAGCCAGUGUCAGCCAAUCCACGCCAGGUCGAUCAUUCCCUGUCAAGACACGCCAGCUGUCAAAUUCACCUACCAAGCUGAAGUCACCGCUCCCGACCAGUUCACGGUGCUGAUGAGCGCUUUACGCACGAAGGGCGAGGGUAACCGCACCACCUUUGACCAGCCUGUACCCAUUCCCUCUUACCUUCUGGCCAUCGCUGUAGGCGUACUGGAGCACAGGACAUUGGGAUAUAGAUCAAUCGUAUGGGCAGAAAAGGAGGAAAUAGAAAAUGCAGCAUGGGAAUUCGAGGAGACGGAGAAAUAUUUGAAAGCUGCUGAGCAACUCUGUGGCCCCUACCAGUGGAAGCAGUAUGACUUGUUAGUGCUACCACCCUCAUUUCCCUAUGGAGGCAUGGAGAACCCUUGCUUGACUUUUGUGACCCCUACAUUAUUGGCUGGUGAUAGAAGUCAAGCGGACGUCAUAGUGCACGAAAUAAUGCACAGUUGGACGGGCAACCUUGUGACGAACAGGAACUUUGAGCAUUUCUGGCUCAACGAGGGCUUCACCGUAUUUCUAGAGAGAAAAGUCGCUGCUUCGCUACAAAAAGACUCGAAGUCAGCUGAGCAGACCAGAGACUUCAGUAGUUUACUUGGACUCCAAGAGCUAGAUGAGACAAUAAACAAGGAAUUAGGCGAUGAUAGUCCUUUCACCCGUUUGAUAAUAAAUUUGGACGGUCACUCUCCAGACGAUGCCUUUUCAAGGGUCCCGUACGAAAAAGGCUCACUGUUUUUACGCUACCUUGAAGAUCUUGUUGGAGGACCUGAUGUAUUUGAUGGCUUCAUACGAUCCUAUCUUAACAAGUUCCAAAGACAAUCCAUAGACACAUUUCAAUUCAAGGACCAUUUCUUAGAAUAUUUCAAGGACAACGAGAAGAUAUCGACCAUUGAUUGGGACACCUGGCUAUAUAAGCCUGGCAUGCCUAGUUUAUGUUUCUGUGACAGUUUUGACAGAUCAAUGACAGACUCUGUGCAGGUGGUUGUGGGCAAAGUAAAUGACGUAGAAUGUACGAUUUUGAAUUACACUGAUGUACGGCGAUUCUCACCGCAACAACUUAUAUAUCUUCUACAAACCCUUAUCGAACAAGAGCCGUUGUCAUUGGAAAGACUUCGAGACGUGGGCGAAACGUACAGAAUAGAUGGCAAUCGAAACAGUGAAAUUGAGUUUCGUUGGCUUAGAUUAUGCGUACGAAGUAAAGAUGAAACAAAAUUAGACGAUGCACUUCAAUUCGUUAACAAACAAGGGCGUAUGAAAUAUGUACGACCGUUAUACAGAGAUCUCUACGCUUGGGAGGAAGUGAGGGAGAGAGUUAUUGCGAACUUCUUAAAGAAUGAACCCUUUAUGAUGCAUGUAACAGCUUAUAUGUUGAAAAAAGAUUUGCAUCUCAGUGAAUAAGAUUUUUUUUUACAAUUGUUUUAGUUUGUGUUCUAUUUUGUUACAUAAAUCGUUAUAUACUUUUUCACAAAUUUCAUCCCAUGUAAAUAAAUUUUUUCAAUGUU
Molecule: messenger RNA, 2177 nt
Organism: Pararge aegeria (speckled wood butterfly)
Lineage: Eukaryota; Metazoa; Arthropoda; Insecta; Lepidoptera; Nymphalidae
Product: leukotriene A-4 hydrolase
Exons: 12
Coding region: 226-2073 (615 amino acids)
Biological process (GO): peptide catabolic process; proteolysis
Cellular component (GO): cytosol
Molecular function (GO): zinc ion binding; metallopeptidase activity; aminopeptidase activity
Source: RefSeq, a predicted model, not a curated record